UGAAUUAUGCUGAAGGCGCCUCCUCCUUUUUCAAUGCUAUGUUUUUUAUGCAAACUACCCACACCUUCAUUAAUUUCUCUUCAACAGUCUAGAUCAGUCAUUGUUCUGAACAGACACCGGAAGCCGAAGGCGUGGCAAGACCCCUGGAACCCCUAUCGUGGCAAAGGAGGCAGGUACCCUCCAGAGUACAUUAUUCCAGUUUUCGACCAAGAGAUCCAACAAUCGCUGCCUCCCGAAGUGAGAAGUCGCAAAGUGAAAGCGGCUACCAUUAAUGACCCGGCUACAUUCUACCACAACCCAGUAGUUCAAAAAUUCAUAAACAUGGUCUCGCAGGGGAGUAAGUAUAACGGAAGAAUGAUAACAGAAAGGAUGUUGUGUGAAAUCAAAAGAAUUCAGGUGGAAAAGUACUGGAAAUGUGAAGAUGAAUUGGAAAGAGCGAAAAUGGAGACGAACCCAGUCAAGAUUUUCAUGCAAGCAGUUGAAAAUGCAAAACCUUUUGUUGGUACGACAAAAGUGAACAAACUGGGCACUACUCACCACGUGCCCAUUGCCUUAUUCGACAACACCAAACUUUUCCUCGCUCUGCGCUGGCUCAAACUGCAGGCCAGAGAGAAGUCAGUUCGCACCAAAAUGUACCAGAGUCUCGCAGGUCACGUGCUGCAGAUGUACGAGGGGGAGGGGCCAGUGGUGGCGAAGAGGGACGACAUGCACAAGUUGGCAGAGAACAACAAGGCAUACAUCCAGCUGCGCAAAAAACCCAUAGUCUAGUUAUCCAUCAAAACCAGCAGUGGAAUGAUGAAACUCUCAAUGGAAAAGUGAAAACUUACUAUCGAAAUUUGCAAAAAACUAAACUCAGAUUUCGAAUAAUUGUGGGAUUUGUCGAAAAAACAACCCUUCAAAAAAUUUUACAUUCGAUGUGUUUAAAUUGCUUUCUUUGAAAUUGAUAAUAUCCAGUUA
Symsagittifera roscoffensis is the source of this 957-nucleotide messenger RNA. Its product is annotated as small ribosomal subunit protein uS7m-like. The record is from RefSeq and is a predicted model, not a curated record. Gene Ontology annotation, cellular component: ribosome; mitochondrial small ribosomal subunit. Lineage: Eukaryota; Metazoa; Xenacoelomorpha; Acoela; Convolutidae. The transcript is spliced from 3 exons. Gene Ontology annotation, biological process: ribosomal small subunit assembly; translation. The coding region runs from base 7 to 768 and encodes 253 amino acids. Gene Ontology annotation, molecular function: structural constituent of ribosome; rRNA binding; mRNA binding.